Molecule: messenger RNA, 1700 nt
Organism: Drosophila subpulchrella
Lineage: Eukaryota; Metazoa; Arthropoda; Insecta; Diptera; Drosophilidae
Product: sex-lethal homolog
Exons: 7
Coding region: 226-1575 (449 amino acids)
Cellular component (GO): ribonucleoprotein complex
Molecular function (GO): RNA binding
Source: RefSeq, a predicted model, not a curated record
GUGGAGGUGAAGAAAAAUCAUCGCAGCAUCGAUAGGUCCAUCGCUGAUUCUCCACCUCUGCCGCAUUAGCGUUUCUUGAGGAAAAGUGCACAAAAACCGCUGUUUUCCGGUGCAGUUUGUUAAGCUGUUUGCUGAAAACUUGUGGCGCGAACUGCGACGCAAAAACGCAUUAAAACUAAAAAACUCCAGGUAAACAGAAGCUAUUGAAGGCUGAAAUCGCAGGAGAUGUCCAAUUCGGAGAAUAUGCAGGGCCAGGAACACGACAACGAGCAGUCAUCCGACUUGGAGGAGUCCACCGACAAUGUGGGCCGUGAUGAGGGCACCGACGAGGACGAGGACAGCAAUGGCAACAUGCAGCAGGAGGACGGUGAUGGUGAUGGUAACAACGAUGGCGAUAACCAGGAGCAGUCCGGCGAUGAGGAGCAGAACAAUGGCCAGGGCAACGAUGGCAAUAACAGCUCCAGCCAGCAGCAGCAGCAGCAGCAACAGCAGCAGCAGCAGCAGCAAAUGGACCGCACCAGUGCCACCAAUCUGAUCAUCAACUAUUUGCCCCAGGACAUGACCGAUCGGGAGCUGUACAACCUUUUCAGCGGCUGCGGGCCCAUCAACACCUGCAAGAUAAUGCGCGACUUUAAGACCGGAUAUAGUUUCGGCUACGGCUUCGUGGACUACAAAACGGAGUCGGACUCGGAGGACGCCAUCCAGAAGCUGAACGGCUUCUAUGUGCGCAACAAGCGAUUAAAGGUCUCGUAUGCCCGACCUGGUGGGCAGUCCAUCAAGGAUACCAAUCUGUACGUCAUCAACCUAUCGCGGAACAUCAACGACGACAUGCUCGACCGCAUCUUCUCGCCCUUCGGCCUGAUUGUCCAGCGUAACAUCCUAAGGGACAAGCUCACUGGACGCCCGCGUGGCGUUGCUUUUGUGCGCUACAACAAGCGCGAGGAGGCUCAGGAGGCGAUCAAGGCUUUGAACAACACGGUGCCGGAGGGCGGAUCGCAGCCAAUCUGGGUGCGACUCGCGGAGGAGCAUGGCAAGGCCAAGGCGGCCCAGUUUAUGUCCCAGAUCGGAGGUGGCAACGGUGGUGGAGGCGGUGGCCCGCCGCACAUGGGUCCCGGUGGACCGAUGCAGCCGCCGCAUCACCAUAAUAACCACCAUCACAACAACCACCAUAAUCCGCAUAUGCCGCCGCAUCACCAACAGCAACAGCAUCCGCACCAGCAUCCGCAUCACCAUCCGCCGCUGCACCAUAUGCAGCACCACCAUCCCAACAACCACAACAACAAUCACCACAAUAACCACCAUCACAACAACAACAACCACAACAACAACAAUCACCACCACAACAACAUGGGCGGUCCGCAUCCACACCACAUGCAGCAAAUGCACCCGAUGGGCAUGAACAUGGGCAUGGGCGUGAACAUGGGAAUGGGCAUGGGCAUGGGCAUGCCCAUCCAUGGUGGCGGCGGCGGUGGUGGUGGCGGCGGCGGUGGUGGUGGUGGAGGCGGCGGUGGCAAUGGAGGCGGUGGCGGUGGUGGCUUCCACCACAUGGCGCACAGAGCUGCAUCUCACAGGUGAAGUGUUCAUGCUGCCAUUGCCGAUUUGCAGCCGAUUCCCCAGCCAGCCGCAUCCCGUAGGCAAUGGCACUCGCCACAGCCCCAACAAGAACAACCAGAGCAACUGCGCCAGCAGAUUCAGCAGAU